This is a messenger RNA of Penicillium canescens, 1566 nucleotides long. RefSeq lists its product as uncharacterized. Gene Ontology annotation, cellular component: membrane. The transcript is spliced from 4 exons. Gene Ontology annotation, biological process: carbohydrate transport; transmembrane transport. Bases 1 to 1566 code for a protein of 521 amino acids. NCBI's taxonomy places the organism in Eukaryota, Fungi, Ascomycota, Eurotiomycetes, Eurotiales, Aspergillaceae. Gene Ontology annotation, molecular function: carbohydrate:proton symporter activity. The record is from RefSeq and is a predicted model, not a curated record.
AUGGCUCAAGGAUAUGAGGCCGUAAAACCCCCCAAAGGCCAUUUCUACUUGGCAGGGAGACUAUUCCCACGGGUGAAAUGGUGGAAACAACGUAACAUGCGAGUGUUGUAUUUCUAUAUUUUGAUUCUGAUUGCCACCAAUACAGCCAAUGGAUUUGACAACUCAAUGAUGAAUGGCCUACAAACCCUCUCAUACUGGCAGGACUAUUUCGACCAUCCCAAAGGACCAACCUUGGGUUUAUUCAAUUGCGUAAUGAGCGUUGGUGCCUUGGCUGGCCUUCUGAUACUGCCAUAUAUGCUUGAUCAUUUUGGCCGAAAGAUUUGCUUGGUUAUCGGUUCGUUCUUCAUGUUGCUGGGCGUGGCGUUGCAGUCAGGCUCUAUGAAUUUUUCCAUGUUCGUCGGCGCUCGAUUCAUACUUGGAUUUGGAGAUAUCAUCGUUAUCUGUACCGCGCCGUUACUUAUUACCGAGAUUGCUCCUGCACAAGAUAGGGCGAUUCUCGUCACUAUUGCUGGCGCUACUUACCAUUCCGGGGCCUUCAUCGCGGCCUGGACAACAUACGGAACAUUGAAAAUCAAAAGUGAAUGGUCAUGGAGAGCCCCCAGUCUAAUCCAAGGUUUGUUUACUUUGAUGAUGCUGGCAGUGGUAUGGUGGAUUCCUGAGAGUCCGCGAUACUAUGUCUCCAAGGAUCAACCAGAAAAAGGCUUAGAGAUCUUGGCAUACUACCAUGCUGAUGGAGACUCGACCGACGAAAUUGUUCAGUUGGAGUUCACUGAAAUCACCACUGCGAUUGCAAUGGAAAAGAAUGCGGAUCAUUCCAGUACAUACGUGGAUUUUCUCCGAACUCCUGGUAAUCGAAAGCGACUAUUGAUCAUUAUUACUAUGGGCUUAUUUGCCCAGUGGUCGGGGAAUGGAUUAGUCUCCUAUUACUUGAAUCUCAUUAUGGAUAGUAUUGGAAUCAAGGAUGCCAACCGGCAGCUGCUGAUCAACGGCGCGUUGACCUCUUUCAAUCUUGCUACCAACUUAUUCUUUAGUUUCUUUGUCGACAAAUGGGGACGACGGCCGAUUAUGCUAGUCAGCUCAGCUGGUAUGCUGGUUGCCUUUGUGGUAUGGACGGCCCUGUCGGCACGAUAUGAUGCCCAUACCAGCUCGGGGCUGGGGUCGGGCGUUUUAGGGAUGAUUUUCAUCUACUAUCUGUUCUACAACCUGAAAUCUGGCUUGAUCGCGAGUUAUACGACAGAGAUUCUUCCGUAUUCUAUGCGGGCCAAGGGGUACACCAUCAUGGAGUUUGCCAUGUACGUUGCACUCUUUUUCAAUCAAUAUGUCAACCCAAUUGCACUCGACAACAUCCACUGGCGGUAUUAUAUUUUCUACUGCUGUUUCCUCGCUGCGGAAAUUGUGGUCAUCUGGUACUUCUACGUGGAGACACGCUAUAUGCCCCUGGAAGAAGUGACUAAGGUGUUUGAUGGAGACGAUGUUGCUACAGCUACGAACCUGGAGAUGGAAAAGAUUGGAGAGUAUGGAAAGGGAGUGAGUACCACAAUCCACAUUGAGGAAACAAGAGUUUGA